UACUGGGGAAAUAUCUAGACAGUGGUGGUGGAAGUGGAUGCCCUAUGUUUUGCAAGAAGUCUAGAUGCAACAGGCUAUACAAAGAAGAGGAAAUCUGGUUUUUGAAGCAAUGGGCAUCCCUCAUUUCCCUCUCCUCCCUGCAGUGAUCAUAUUAUGUUAUUUUAUGUUAGGCCAUUGUGUGGCGUCCCCAAAAAAGACCUCUUGCACUGUCCAAGAUGGCAGAGCUGACUGCAGCCGCCUCAGCCUGAGUGCAGUCCCUCCAGAUCUCCCAAGGAACAUCACUAGCCUCGAUAUGUCUCACAACAGAUUGGUGGGGAUUCCCACACCGUCGCUAACCCCAUAUCAAGGCCUUCUCCACCUCAAUGUUGGUUUCAACAGUAUCACCAGGCUGGACCAGGGUUUGUGCCAGACACUGUCUCUGCUGCAGACACUGAACGUGGAACACAACGAAGUGCAUGUGCUGGAAACUGAGGAUAUCAUCCACUGUACCAAUCUAACAGGGUUGAAUCUGGGUAGCAAUAGGCUGAAGCCAAAAGGAGAACCCUUCCUUGUACUACAGAGCCUGAAAUUUCUUGAUGUUUCACAAAACAACCUGUUGUCAGCCAGGCUUGGCUCUCAGCCUCAGCUACCCAGGCUGGAAAAUCUCAAUUUGGCCUUGAAUAUCUUCACCACUUUGACGAAACAUGACUUUUACUUCCUUAACCAGUCAUCUCUGCAAUUCCUCAACCUGUCAUCUGUAUCUCUAAAAACAUUGGAGCCUGGUUGCUUUGAGUCCAUUUCAGGUCUACAUACUUUAAUCAUGGAUAAAAGCAAUAUGGGCACUCUGGUUAUUUCUAAACUGUGCUCCGAGCUGUCAGGAACAGCCAUUAAUGCCCUGUCUCUGCAGAAGAUGAAGCUGGUCACACUCACAAGCACAACAUUUAUAGGGCUAGAGAAAACAAAUCUAACCUCCCUGGAUCUGUCCAGUAAUGGCAUGGGUAAAAUUGAAAAUGGCUCAUUUCAGUGGCUGUCCAGACUUCAGACUCUAAUUCUGGCAGAGAACAACAUCAAGCACCUAACAAAAGGCACAUUUGAGGGGCUUAAAAGUUUGAAAAAACUCAGCCUGAGCAAAGCUCUGGUGAAAAGUCAUACCUCCUCUACCCCAAUUAUUGAUGAUUUCUCCUUCCAACCAUUAAGCACCUUGGAGAGUUUAAUUUUACAGAGAACUUCAGUUCGGGACCUCACAGAACACACCUUUACAGGCUUGACAAGUCUUACAGAACUUGACAUGAGCUGGAGCAGUUAUUCAUCACUCAAAAACCUCACCAAAAAGACCCUAGCCUCUCUUGCAGGAUCACCUCUCAGAGUGCUAAAUCUGACAGCAACAGCUAUAGUACAGAUUAAUCCUGGAGCCUUCUCCAAUUUGGGAAACCUCACCACUCUUCUUCUGGAUUUCAAUUAUAUCAAGCAAACUCUCACUGGGAAAGAGUUUGAAGGCUUGGGUCAAAUUCAAGAGAUCCACCUUUCCAAUAAUCGCCAGAGUGUCAACCUAAACUCCACAUCGUUUGUGAAUGUACCCAGUCUUAGGGUUCUGACUUUGGGGAAAAGCCUUACAGUUUCAGCCUUGGACAAGGAUCCCUCUCCAUUCAGAUCCCUGUCCAACCUCACUUCCCUGGAUCUCAGCAACAACAACAUUGCUAACAUGAGAGAGAAUCUGUUGGAUGGGCUUGUUAACCUGAAGGUCCUGAAGCUCCAGCACAAUAACUUAGCUCGGUUGUGGAAGAGUGCCAACCCAGGUGGGCCAGUGUUGUUUCUCAAAGGGACACAGAGCUUGUUAUCCUUACAGCUGGAUAGUAAUGGGCUGGAUGAGAUCCCAGAGGAGGCUCUGAAAGGUUUGAGUAACCUCCAUGACCUAAGUGUGGCCAACAAUCUCCUUAACAGUCUUAAGGACUCAAUUUUUGAUGAUCUGAGCUCACUGAAGGUUUUACGUUUACAGAAGAACUUUAUCACAACUGUGAGGCCUGAAGUGUUCAAAACCCCUAUGAGCAACCUCAGCGUGCUCGUCAUGGACAAAAAUCCAUUUGACUGUACCUGUGAGAGCAUCCUGUGGUUCGUGACAUGGUUGAAUAACACAAAUACAACCACUGUGCCAGGUCUCAGUGACCAGUAUAAGUGCAACACUCCUCUGGCUUACUUUAACCACUCCAUCAUGGAUUUUGACACACUCUCUUGCAAAGAUAUGGCCCCAUUUGAGGCCCUUUACAUACUGAGCAGCACAGUCGUUAUCAUGCUGAUUGUAACUGCACUCCUGGUGCGGUUCCAUGGCUGGAGGAUUCAGUUCUAUUGGAACAUUGUAAUCAAUCGCACAUUAGGAUUUAGUGACGCCACAGUUGAAGAGGGUAGGGAGUUUGAGUAUGACGCCUAUGUCAUACAUGCAGCAGAAGAUGCCAGCUGGGUUGAGAAAAGAAUAGCCUCUUUAGGGAAUGAGAACUGUAAGUUUUGUUUGGAGGAUCAGGAUUCAGUCCCUGGCAUGUCACAGCUUGAAUCAAUUCUGGAAAAUAUUAGAAAGUCCAGAAAAAUCCUGUUUGUCAUCACUGAAAGGCUUCUCAGAGAUCCCUGGUGUACACGCUUUACAGCCCAUCAAGCACUUCACCAGGUCAUUGAAGACAGCAGGGACUCUGUGAUUCUGGUCUUCCUGCAGGAUGUGCACGACUACAAGUUAUCUCAAUCUCUCUUCCUCCGCAGGGGCAUGUUGCGCCCAUGCUGCAUCCUCAACUGGCCCAUCCAUAAGGAGAGAGUGCCAGCCUUUCACCAGAAGCUCCUUAUAGCACUCAGCAUGACUAAUCGAUUGCAGCAGUGACUGUUUUUCCUAAGUAGUAAUGCAAAACACCAUUUGUAAUAAUAAUUACCAAUGUUAAACAUUUUAAGUAAUUGCUACCAAUUCUACCAAUAGAUCAAUUUGACUUUGCUUUUUACUGUAAAAGUCAUAUUGCAUUGCAGUUACAACUCAGCAAAUGGGAAACACAGGCAAGCUUAUAUAUGUGUGUGUGUGUGUGUGUGUGUGUGUGUGUGUGUGUGUGUGUGUGUGUGUGUGUGUACGUGUGUGUGUGUGGGCGCGCGCGCUCAUGUACUCAUGCAACAAUAACUUUGGCAUUGUAUGUGUUUUUAUUGCUGUUAUUUGCCUGUUUAAGUUACAUACAGGUGGAGGUACAAAAACAUAACGUUCUCUUGUGUUGUGUCGUAACAUUCUGAUAAUCCUUACUUUGUAAUUUACUGCAUAGUAUAAUGUACCAUAAAAUAUCUACUGUAGAAUGGAAAUUCAUGGCAAGUGCAGUUUUAAUGACGCAGUCUCUUAAUAAAGGGGUUUUUAAAAAGGUUGUUCUUUGCAAUGAAAAUAAUAAUAAGUGAAUAAACCCUUAACACAGACUUGAUGGCGGAACAUUAA
Messenger RNA from Scomber japonicus (chub mackerel), 3424 nucleotides. It is a transcript of the gene tlr3, whose product is annotated as toll-like receptor 3. Gene Ontology annotation, biological process: immune response; toll-like receptor signaling pathway; inflammatory response. Gene Ontology annotation, cellular component: membrane. Bases 65 to 2839 code for a protein of 924 amino acids. The transcript has 5 exons. The record is from RefSeq and is a predicted model, not a curated record. Lineage: Eukaryota; Metazoa; Chordata; Actinopteri; Scombriformes; Scombridae. Gene Ontology annotation, molecular function: transmembrane signaling receptor activity; protein binding.